This is a messenger RNA of Myxocyprinus asiaticus (Chinese sucker), 3143 nucleotides long. RefSeq names its product kinesin light chain 1-like. Lineage: Eukaryota; Metazoa; Chordata; Actinopteri; Cypriniformes; Catostomidae. The transcript has 14 exons. Gene Ontology annotation, biological process: axo-dendritic transport. Gene Ontology annotation, molecular function: kinesin binding. The record is from RefSeq and is a predicted model, not a curated record. Gene Ontology annotation, cellular component: cytoplasm; membrane-bounded organelle; kinesin complex. Bases 480 to 2039 code for a protein of 519 amino acids.
GGUUUCAACCCUCAAAUAAAGCUUCUCAGAGGCACCUAUGAUACCUAAAACUGCUGUAUAGGUAGGUAGCUCAAGAUUUACGACACAGCCAUGCAGUUCAAUUUUGUCAGUACUAGUGGGGUACUUUCUUAAACAUCAGUUUUGAACAUCAUAAACAUAGUUGGGUCUGUUUGGCAUACGGCGCAUGCGCAUUACAGAUUGUGAGCCGGAUCAGGUAAGGGUUGUUAAUUCAGGCUGUCUGAGACACAACAACAGGUGAAUGAUCGCAACGGAGGCUGUACCUGGCUGUUUUUGGAUAAAUAUAUCGCCUCUACAUCAAGGACAAUGAAGAUGUGAUGCUACUGAAUGGAUAUUUCUGUUGGAAUUAUAUUUUCCAUCGGAUCAUAUAAAUUGGGCCACGUCCGGCGGCCGCCGACAGCUUCUCGGCAGCCAAAGGAAAAUCUUGUUUUUACUGAGAAGUAAGGAACUGGGUAGCAGGCAUGUUGUCAGGGGAGGAGAUAUUAUGCAGCACACGGCAAGUGAUCGCAGGGCUAGAGGCUUUGCGUGGGGAGAACCGCACACUGCUGGACAGUCUGCAGGAAAAACAGCAGAGCCAGACGUCCAGUGAGAGCGGCAGCCUGGAGCAAGAGAAGACCAGUAUCAUUUUAGAGUCUCUGGAGAGGAUUGAGUUGGGCUUAGGAGAGGCACAGGUGAUGAUGGCACUGUCAGCACACCUAGGCUCCUUGGAGUCGGAAAAGCAGAAGUUGCGUGCUCAGGUGCGGAGGUUGUGCCAGGAGAAUCAGUGGCUGAGGGACGAGCUGGCACGAGGUCAGCAGCAGCUACAGGAGAGAGAACAGGAAGUGGUUACUUUAGAGGAGCAGAACAGACACCUGCAGUUCAUGAGCAGCAUUCGCAAGUACGACUUUGAAGAGCCGCCUCUGGAGGAUAAAGAUAGUACUUCAGGCAAGGAGUCCCUUGACGAUCUCUUUCCCGAUGAAGAGGAGAAAUCUCACAGUAUGGCACAACUCACUAGCUUGUCUCAGCCACACAGUAGUGCCGCAGCUGCUGCCCAGCAGGGAGGUUAUGAGAUCCCUGCUCGACUCAGAACUCUACACAACCUCGUGAUCCAGUACGCGUCUCAGGGCCGCUAUGAGGUGGCCGUGCCUCUCUGCAAGCAAGCUCUGGAGGACCUGGAGAAAUCCUCAGGCCACAGCCACCCAGAUGUUGCGACCAUGCUCAACAUCCUAGCUUUAGUCUACAGGGAUCAGAACAAAUACAAGGAAGCUGCCAAUCUCCUGAAUGAUGCAUUGGCCAUUCGUGAAAAAACACUAGGCAUGGACCACCCAGCAGUUGCAGCUACACUGAAUAACCUGGCUGUGUUGUAUGGAAAAAGGGGGAAGUACAAAGAGGCAGAGCCAAUUUGUAAAAGAGCUCUGGAGAUCAGGGAAAAGCUGCUGGGGACAGAGCACCCCGAUGUGGCCAAGCAGCUGAAUAACUUGGCACUCCUCUGCCAGAACCAGGGCAAAUACCAGGAGGUGGAGCAGUACUAUGAGCGUGCCCUGCACAUUUAUCAGAGUCGAUUGGGUCCUGAUGAUGCCAACGUGGCUAAGACAAAGAACAAUCUGGCUUCUUGUUACCUCAAGCAGGGAAAAUACAGACAAGCGGAGGCUCUUUAUAAAGAGAUUUUAACUCGUGCUCAUGAGAAGGAGUUUGGCUCAGUGGAGGGGGAUGGAAGGCCGGUUUGGAUACAGACAGAGGAGGGGAGCUCUAGACAGGAUGGUCUGGGAAGUCUAAAGCGCAGCGGAUCAUUUACCAAGCUCCGGGAGUCCAUAAGGAGAAGCAGCGAAAAACUUGUCCAAAAGCUGAAAGGAGUUGGAACACAUGAAUCAGCCCCUCGAGCGGUUGGGAUGAAGAGAGCAAAUUCCCUCAAUGUGCUUAAUGUGGGUGCACGAGAGAGCCAAGUAGCUGCCACGAGGCCGAGCAGGCUCACAGAAACACGAGGCCUGAGUUCCAGUACCCAGAGUUUAGCCCGCCGUGGGUCUCUGAGUGGAGACAGCUAACUUCCACUACCAGCGGCUCCAUAUGACAUCAGGACUCUCGGGCAGUGCAGAUAAGCCCGGAAGAGCUAUCAGCAUUACAUCUGACUGGUCUGUAAUGACUGCGUAGAUCAUAUUGCGAGUUAUAUGAGAUUAUAUGAGGCAGAUGCUUCUGAGCAGUCUGUCAAAGUAGUCCUAGGAAAAGGGAAACACAUUUGAUUUGGCUUUACCAAAAAAAAAAAAAAAAAAAAAAAGAGGCCAGCUCUUUUUAAACUGGUACUAUGCAGAAGGUUCUGAUACUUGGUUGAUAUCAGUUUUAUCUCCCUUUUCUUUAAAGGCAGUUGCACUAUAAAAUGUUACAGAAAAUCUUAACCCAUUGCAUUCCAAAUGGCUAAGAUUGAAGAGCAGAUUGAUUGAUUAAUUUAGCUAAUCAUUGUGUCCAAUAUUAAUAUGUUAAUCGCUAUACUAUGAAUACAACAGUAAUCUUACAGCAUCAUCACACUUUUAAUCCAUGAACUGCAGGAUGCCGUUUGCUCACCAAUACGGUUUACUUUUGUAGCAUAUUGCAGCUUAACACAAAACAUAUUCCAUGUCCUCACUCCACUGUAGAAUAGAAUUAUAGUGUUAGAAUUGAGCACUUUCAACAUUUGCACUAAAUCAAGAAUUUCCAAUUUAAAAGGUACAUGGAGGGCAUGUUACAUUCCAAAAUGAAUGGGAUUUUACAUACAAUUUGUACAGUUGAGGUAUUGUCAAAUGAUUGUAGUACUUGUGCCUAUAAAUAUUGACUUUUUAUUUUGCAAUUUUAAGCACAGAUUUGUUUAGUAGUCUAUUGUGUACUGACUGUUUUCAUCUCGAUACUAUUCCACAGUAUAUGUGGGUAGGCUUUUUUAUGAGCAGAACUUACAUGUACAUGGGUAAAAUGGUUUGUUUAGUGAGUGAUAAAUAAUUGAUGUAGAUUACAUUUUUCAAGUAGAAAUCAAUAAACUGUUACAUAAUGCCAUUUAAACGUUUUACAUUCUAUGGCUGAAGGUAGCAUAUUUAAUGAGCUUAAGAUAUUUAUGUACUGUUUGUUGCUGAAGAACCAAAUAAAAUUGUUCUACCUCUGUUAAAAUCAAAAUGUGUUAAAAA